ACUUCACACAUAUUGAUUACUGUAGAAAGAAUGCGAUGCGCGCUGUACGUCUCGUGUUUACGGACACGACGCGGCACGAACUGGAUCGUCUUCGUGUCCUGAUGCGAGAGCGCGUGCGAAUUUUCCAACCACCACGUGCUCGGUCGUGCUCGAGAACGAACCUUCCCGCGGGUUCAGUCGCGUACCAACCACCAUCGUCGAUGGCAAUAGCGCAGAAGUGCAUCUUUGUCGUCUUCGUCGUUGGCCUGUGUGUCACACGGUUACCUGGAAGCUGUGCCGUUGAAGUCACUCGCAACGGCGAGUCCGCGUGUUUGACCAAUGUUCGCGGAUUUAAAGUGCGUGUGCUAAACAUAACCCAUGUUUUGUGUGCUCUAGCCUACGCCUGCUAAGUGAUACUGUGUUAGAAAAAGGAAAGAAUUAUCCGAAAAUGCGUAUUCACACGGUGCAGCAGCGCCGUGCACCGUCCACCAUUUCGCUGGAUGAUUCGCUCGAUCCGUCCAUGAUGGAUACGAGCGUUCCGGCUGUGUUUCCACCGGCCGUCCAUCGCUUUCCCUUCAAUGGAUUAGGGGCGGCUGCCGAGAUGGAGUACGAGCAGGAGCGAUCGCACCGUGGAACUUCCGGUGGAGCCGCUGUCCGUCCGUUGCCGACCGUUUCGGAACGCGUCGGCAGCUAUGGCCGACGGUCGAACAAUUACGACGACAACGGCAUCGAGGUGCAGCUGGCAAACGGUGAUCUAGCGUUGAUCGGAAAUCGCCUCUGCCGGGAAGACUCGGGCAUCAGCAUCAACGAGCCGCACCGGGGUCGGUUUGAGCGGCUAAAGAACAUUUGCUCCUUCGCUACGCUGUCCAGCGGUGGCGGAUCUGACUCGGAACGAUCGAACGGAAUGAGUAGAAGCCAGCACUGGAUGCUAAUGAUAACGCCCGUCGUCUCCAGCUUUUCUUUAGCUCUCGUAAUUGCGGCAGUAGUCGGACCACAGUGGUUACUAACCGAGGAGAAGAUCCCGGUCACAACGUACCACAACAAUACGCACGGACACAGCACACUGACACCGAUCACCAGCAUCAACAGCGUGCACAACCAGCAGCAACUGAACAUACAGCAUCCGCACCUGAUACCGGCCACGAAAGACGAUCUCAGCGGUGCGUUUCUGACCAAGUACACCAAAUCAUCGCUGUGGAUGCUCUGCAGCAAGUACAGUGGUGGUACCGCCCCGGGACAAUCGCAGCAUCAAAUGGGAGGCGAUGAAUUCCAAUGCUCGAGCAUUGACUACUUCCCGACCGAGGGAUACAGCCCGGAUCCGAACGAUUCGACGAAUGCCAUUCCGUAUACCGUAACGCAUUCGUCACCGUUCUUUCUCGCCUCGAACGGGGUCCUCAUCGUCAGCUACGGCCUGUUCCUGGUGGCCAUGUGCUCGACGAAGCACAAAAUCUGCUACUUCGUCUCCGGGGUGCUAUUUAUAAUAUCCGGGUUGCUGAUGCUGAUUGGCCUGAUAAUGUACAUCUCGAUACUGAAGGCAGAAAUAGGUUCCAAGCUGCGGCCAAGGUCGUCCCUGCAGGCACCCCAGUUUUCGUUCCGCUACGGGCAAAGCUUCCUGCUGUACGUGUUCGGGUUCAUCAUUACCGAGCUGUCGGGCAUCUUGAACGUGCUGAUCUACUCCAAUGUGCAGCAGGACGAGUACGACAGUGCGCAUCACGGCGACCAGUCAUCGUCCUACCCCACCUACCAGAACCUGUCCGGUGGCAUACAGUACAAUUUGCACUACCGCCGGGAAUGGGCCCAUCCGGGCGAAGAGCCUGGAAAAGGUCACCAAGAUGGUCCACCUAUCGUUGACUACCGAUACCCUUACGAUGGGCUCGACGACUGUGAGACAUCGCCGCGAUAUUACUUCGAGCAGGAACAGCAACAGCAGCAGUCACAACUUCAGCAGCAACGCGAACAACAGGUGGACGACAAUGAGGUGGAAUGUAAUCUGCAUAGACGUGCAUAUGGAAGAAUGACGCACGAAGGGUUGUCGAAGAGUCUUACGGAUCUGCUCUACAUGGAGCCGGCACAGGUAAAACCUGACCGGAGUGUUACCUGGUCACGGGUACGAGCCAACGGCGAUGGCGAACGUACAGACCAGGGCGUUGAUGCUCGCACACCGGAUAGCAACAUGGAGUACACCCAUUACUGGUCGUCAACCGGUAAGCUCACGCGCAGUGUUUCAACCUACACAGAUCUAGUCCCGCUCGGUGAGCAGGAAGGUUCAGUGCGCAAUCGACGAGCCCGUUCCCGAUCACCCGCGCGUAGCGACGAUGAGAUGACGGGGAAAGUGAGCAACAUAUGCGGUCUGUCCCGUCACUAUCUGUCCCGGGAGCUUUCCAAAGAGAAGCUUUUCAAUGAGUUCUGCAAAAAGGUGGGACCACGGCCAAAACCAAAGAACAUCUACUACAUUGAUGGUCGCAACGGUGACGACAGCUACCGGAGCGUGUACGUGGUGGAUCCGUCCUCUUCAUCGCUCCAUUCGCCUGGCCCGGGUGCACGCAACCGUUCACAGCGAAGACGCAAUUCGACGGCAGACGCAAGACGCCGACUAGCAACUCAGGAUCAGCUUCCGCCCAGCAGCACAUCCAACUAUCGGCAGCGCAUACAUUCGGACAACUCGUUGGAUGAUUUGAUGCAUGAUACCGACGGCCGGUAUGGGCGUCGGCGGGAUCCGAUCGGACGUGCACGUUCGGUCGACUACAGACAAACGCUACCGCGCAACUUUCAGCAACGUCAUCUAGCCGCCAGCGAACCGGAAGACGAGACGGGCGGAUUCGGAGAGCGGAUAGCGCUGGAGCGGAAGCGAAUUUCCGCCAGCGGACUUUUGCUGGAACCAGCAAGGACUAACGUUUCACACGAAGAUCUCACCUCGGAUAGCAGAUGGCACAAAGGUGGUGUAAGACACUCGUUACAACACCCUGCCUCUAUAGACAUCAACCGUACAUCAACCACCUCUUAUUGUCCCAAAUAUCUGGAUCCUCCUCCUCCACCCACCUACACUUCCGCCCUGUCCGCUGGUGGGCAACAUCAGCGGGAGGAUUUUUCCUCUGCCUCUCAUAUGUACCGGAGUUACGGUGAUCUAACUACCCAGCAGCAGCAGCAGCACCAUCAUCAUCAGUUGCGCCGUCCAACCAUCCUUUCGCCCCAGAUAUUCGUACCCAUCAGUCAGCCGGCAACACCGCCACCAUUACGCCCUAUGCUACAGCAAUCCCAGCAGCAGCAACAGUCACAUCGUCAUGUGCACCAUCAGCACCAUCGACACAAUGGAACGCAACAUCAACAGCAGGUAACGAUUACAGGCAGCCGCAAUCAUUCGCUGCCAUCGCCCGUUUUCGAUCUGGACCGCAUCGAGCAGGAAAGGCGCAAAUCCCAUUCGCAACUGUUUCUCAACAGCCCAGCGGACAGUUCUUCCGUUGGUCAAUAUGAUUUCGUUAAUGGAACGGCCGUUUAGAGAGGUUGUGUUGAUGUUUCACAAAAUUCGUUCAGAAAACACACUAACAUCAUAUCUAUCAUUCACAUUUAGAAGCUAGAGCUAUAGUUAAGAAGCUGUUUGUAUACUAGUUAUGUAAUAAAUGGGUGUUAAGGUUCUUUUCUUAGUUACUAACAUACUCACCUGUUGGGCGCGACAUCCUUACGUUCAUACUGUCUUUUCACACAUACGGGAUCAUUCUUCGGAACAUCUUACAUGAGGACAGCGUCCAUGUCACGUAUGGCGUAUGGCAUAAGAAGAUGUGAUUAGCUGCGCGAUGGUCGCAACAAACGUGUGAAGUGUUUUCUUCUUAGGAAAUUCCUUGUUGGUAUCGGUGUGUGAGUUUCAAUCCGGAAUGAAUAGACUUCGACUUACAGUUUUAGACGGCUUCAAAAGAGGCAUUAUAUUCUAGCAUUUCCGCAUACAUCAUAUCACCCUUAUUGCACAACAGGCUUCAAACUUCAACAUGCAUAGGAUAGUUCUCAUAUCUUCUGGUGAUAUCUACUUAAUGUAAUCCUCUGCAGGACAUACCCUCUCUACGGUUUCAAGGGCUUCAUGCUUACUGAGCGGCAUUCACCAUUUGCUGAGAUCGAGAAGACUUCAAGAUCGCAAUAAAUAUGACUUAUAUGGCACACAAAUACGUCCGGAGGUCCUAUAUGGACACGAGUCUUGCACCAUCCGAGCGGAGGAUGCAAACGCUCUGAGCGUGUUUGAUCGAUGUCCAGCCUGAAGCAUGUUCCAGACAAUCUUUGGAGGUGUCAUUCGAGCAUGCUAGGAUUCAAGAUUGGUAGGAUUCGAUAGCUGAGACAUAUUCCAUAAGGUUGUCAAGGCGCAGAGAAGCACAACGAGUUUGUUGUAUUGUAGCCAAUUGGUGAGUAAAACUUAUUGGACAUCGGGAGUCUACAAGGAUAGGAACGAGUCAUAUCAUGACGACGGGCUGUAUCGAGAGCAGACCAACAAAGAAAGAGAAAGGAAGAUAUACCCUUCCGUCCAGCUUUUAGGAGACUCGGUCCAUACAGGAUUUGAACCCAAGACGUGUAUGUUAUUAUCUCGUAGGCUAGACGACCGUACUACGAAACCGGCCAUGUGGUAUUGUGUUCCACGUAUCAGCUAUAAUUGCAUAGCAAAUAGUUUGUUUGUUUUUCAGAUUUCCUCGAUGUUAGAUGGCUUUUGGUGGAAGAAGGAUAGUUGUUUCUAUAGUUGAUCAUCGGCAAGAACACGUUGUUUGAUCUCCC
Messenger RNA from Anopheles coluzzii, 4728 nucleotides. RefSeq lists its product as uncharacterized. The transcript is spliced from 6 exons. Gene Ontology annotation, cellular component: postsynaptic density membrane; AMPA glutamate receptor complex. The record is from RefSeq and is a predicted model, not a curated record. Gene Ontology annotation, molecular function: channel regulator activity; voltage-gated calcium channel activity. Gene Ontology annotation, biological process: postsynaptic neurotransmitter receptor diffusion trapping; regulation of AMPA receptor activity; positive regulation of synaptic transmission, glutamatergic. Bases 428 to 3475 code for a protein of 1015 amino acids. NCBI's taxonomy places the organism in Eukaryota, Metazoa, Arthropoda, Insecta, Diptera, Culicidae.